AUGGUGAUCAUUAAUUUUGCUGGACUGCCAGGACCACCACCCUUUCCCUGUUCAUCAGGUUCCACCAGCGCCACUAGAGUGACCGUGUACUCGAUGCACGGUGACAGACCAUCCGGUUUGGCACAUCAUCGGCCUCAACCACAUUACUUUUGCUCCGAGUCCCCGGCAGGCCUGAAGAAGGCUUGGUCUAUGAAGGCCAUUUUGGGUGAUGCCAGACUACAGCAUAUUGUCUUCCACAUGUACCGACUGUCGGUUCUGGUCGUUAUCUUUGAGGUCAUCACCCUUUGGCUCCGACCUGUAGACACACCUGCAAGUCUGUCUGGCCAAGAGCACAUCUUCAGCUCGACUUCGGCCGGCCCAUUCGUUACCGUUUGUUAUCGACUAAAG
This is a messenger RNA of Protopolystoma xenopodis, 387 nucleotides long. NCBI's taxonomy places the organism in Eukaryota, Metazoa, Platyhelminthes, Monogenea, Polystomatidea, Polystomatidae. The record is from the annotation of a GenBank genome assembly.